Fusarium coffeatum is the source of this 1398-nucleotide messenger RNA. RefSeq lists its product as uncharacterized. The record is from RefSeq and is a predicted model, not a curated record. The transcript has a single exon. Lineage: Eukaryota; Fungi; Ascomycota; Sordariomycetes; Hypocreales; Nectriaceae. Bases 1 to 1398 code for a protein of 465 amino acids.
AUGUCUUUGCUCUCCCUCCCACAAGAGCUUCUCGAACAAAUAUGCCAAGAAUUCUGCCUCCACUGCCAAAAUGCCCCGUCUCACCAAAAGUCCUACUUUAACGUCGCAGACCAAACCAUGACGCCUCCCGAGAUAAAGUCUCUCGUCGCCCUUCGCUCAACAUGCAAAGUCCUGGCGCACAUAGCGCAACCACACUUGUACCAACGCCCGGUAGGAAAAUACUUCUCUGGCUUCGUGCAGAUGCUGAGCAAGUACCCGGAACUAGGGCAUCUGGUGAGACAUCUUUCCGUGGCUCGAGUACUGUUGCCGCACGGGCACUUGGAUGGUUGGAUGGACGGUUUUCUGGAAUAUGUGCCUUCGUUUCUGGAGAGCUGUUACCAUAUGGAGGGCACGGCCCUCUAUGAGGAUGCACGAAGGUGCGAGUUUAAUCCUCUGCCCAAGUCUUUGGUUGAACAGUUUGAUCUUCCGACAUUGACCACGUUUGAUGAUGAGCGAGAGGCGUUAUUUAUCACGCUUGGAUUAUCAUUUAUGCCCAAUCUGGUAAAACUUGAGAUUGGUCUGGGUAAUCAUUGGUCCUUUCGAUGGUGUCGACCUGAUUCUCUGCCGUGUUUGCGGGAGCUUGUUAUCUCGGAAUGGAGUCCGCCGCUGAUACCAAAUGGUGGCGCCAUUCGUGGAUUAUUGACAGCCGCCCCGGCCUUGGAAAGGCUCGAGUUGAACCAAGUCACUCGUGAGAUCCCCGAGAGUGAGACAUUUUAUCUCAGCCACGCAAACCUCAAAGACCUUGUCAUCAACGCAUCCACUCUUUCGUCACCCAACCUCCGCAUGAUCAUGAACGGCUUUCCGAAUCUACAGACAUUCCACCUUGGCUGGAUGCUCGGGAUGUAUUGGCUCGGACCCGACAGCGAGACGCCCUGUGGAAGCAUCUUGACCGACGUAGUACUUCAAAGGAAAGAUACCCUGAGAUACUUGUCACUCGACCUAUCGGAGGCUGACGACAUGCGUGGAAAGAAGCUUCAAGAUCUUUCUGGAAUGGCUGUUCUCGAAACACUUCAUAUCGACAGGUCAAUGUUGACGGAUGAGUACGACGAGGGACCUCACGACCAGGAUAUUUCUGAUAUUCUACCGCCCAGCAUCAGAGAGUUUGGACUCAUGGGGAAGGCGGACAUGUGGCUGUACGAAGAAGUCUUGCAUAUGAUCAUCAUGAGACGCGAAAAUCUACAAAAGGUGAUCGUCGCGAGUGAGGAUCUACAAAAGGAGGAAUGGUCCCAUUGGGUUAAUGUCUUUGCCUCGGCUUGUAACAAGUCAAAUAUAGAGUUUUUCACGCAGGAGCCGUCACAUUGGACAGCACUUACCGACUACCCUGACUGGAGAGAUGAUGAAGAGUUCGAGGAGCCGUGA